GCUGAGGUGUGAUCCCUAGCUAGUACACACCAAUUAAAGCAUCCUUGGGUGGAGUGGAAAAAAAAAUCACCAAUUGUCUCUCGCAGGGAUGGCGCAAUCGAACACAGCUUCUGUUCCCGUGAGCACCUGGAAUGAGCAUAAUGCCACCCUCGGCACCCGUGGAGAACUGGCCACCCGCUAUCAGUACAGAUUUUGGGUAUAAAAGUGCCGCCCGCAGUCGGGAGGUGACAAGCGUCUAGCUAACCUUGUCUCGCUGCACACAUUCACCUCUGCAGUGAAUCUGAAGUGGAUGUCAUGGAUGGCUCUGCUGUCUGUUUUUUCUGAAUUUAUACCAUUCUGAAAAAAAAGGCGGGAUUGCUUUGUGAAACUAAUUGACAGUUCCACUUUUAUUGUUGUAUUAGUCAUACGCCAGUCAUUGCAAGCUAAUGGAUAUGAUGGAAUGUUUGCAUUAAUCCAAGGUUUACUUUUCAAGGGCUAUGCUGUAUUAGCUGUUGAUUGAAUUUGUGAAAUAGCAGUUGAACUGUUUACAAACAAUAAUCUCAAAUACCCUCUUUAUUCUUAACCUCGCACAUACAGCAGUAUGUACUCGAAGUGAGUGAUCCACUGAAAAUUAAGGCUUUUAAAACAAGUCUCUUCGCGUGCAGCAUACAGGCAGAGUUAUAGCUGCCUGGGGAUGGCCACCACUCGGGUGAGAAUCCUGACCAUGCUAUUGAUCGGUGGCUUCGGAGCUCUGGCUGAACGAUUCCUCAUGGGCCUGCAGGCCCCUCAGUCCCUCUCGAACCCAUUCAGUGCCCUGCGGCUCGGCGCAGGGUUGCAGAUUGCCCUCGACGCCCUCAACGCCAACCCCACCUUCCUGCCCAAUCACACGUUCGCGUUCACGUACGCCGACUGCGCGUGCGAUCCCAAGGUGUCCCUCGACUCCUUCAUAAAGCAGGUACGCGACCAGGGCAUCAUCGCGCUCCUGGGACCCGUCUGUGCCGAAGCGUCCGAGGUGACUGGCCUCUUGGCCGCUCAGUGGAACGUGCCCAUGCUGGGCUUCGUGGGCCAGACCCAGCGCAUGGAUCGCACCACCGUGUACGACACGUACGUCCGCAUCAUGUCACCGCUGCAGCGCAUGGGCCAGAUGCUGGAGGCCACCAUGCGCCACUUUGGGUGGACGCGCGCCGCGAUGCUGGGCGGCACGGCUCAGAACAGCACGUGGGCCAACAUCGACGAGCUGUGGGCGAGCGUGGAGCGGGAGUUGGCUCGCUCCGUCACCAUCACGGCGCGCAUCAAGUAUGACACGUCCAACCUGCGCCUUCACCGCCAGAACCUGCAGGAGGUCUCCAGGAAGGCGAGGAUCGUGAUCCUGAUGUGUGGCUCGGAUGAGGCACGGGAAAUACUUCUGGAGGCCCAGGCCCUUGGCCUCACCACCGGAAAGUUUGUCUUCCUCGUUGUGCAGCAAUUUGAGGUGAGUGAGCCGGUGGCAGCCACGUACUAUUCGUCCAUGAUAUGCUGUCACAUUUACCAUGACAACUAUAAACAUUUUUUUAUUUUACCAGGUAAGUCCCACGUUGAUGCCCAGGUGCCGUCCCUCGGGCAGGAUAGCUUCUGGAAGUCGGUGGUGGCUGAAGGCCUGGACUCCAUGGCUCUACGGGCGCUGGAGCCGGUGCUGCUGUUUGCCAUCAAAGCGUACGGAACCUACGACUACGACGUGUUCCUGCAGGAGGUGCGGCGCCGUCUGGCCGGGCCGCCCUUCCACAGCAAUCUCUCCAGCUACAAAGAGGUGAGCCCUUACGCUGCGUACCUGCACGAUGCGGGCAUCCUGUACGCCAUGGCCGUACGCGAGCUGCUGAGACAGGGCGGCAACCCCCGCGAUGGACGGGCGGUCAUCAGGACUAUCAGGGGCUCCAACAAGAUCAAGUUCUAUGGUGCAUCGGGGCAGGUGAGUAUUGAUGUGAAUGGAGAGCGCUUCCUGGAUUACGCCGUCUUUGACCUGCAGAAGAAGGGGAAUGCCAGCCAGUUCCUGCCCGUGAUGGUGUUCGACACCUUCCAGAAGGCCCUCAGCUUUACCCCGGAAUACCAGAAGAUGGGUUGGCCAGAUGGUCGGCCCCCUUCCGACAUGCCAGAGUGUGGCUUCACAGGGGAGCUGUGCCAGGAAGCACCAAUCAACCUGGCGCUGGUGCUUGUCGGCAGCAUCCUGUCUCUGAUCGUCAUCGGCACCGUGGCGUUCCUCACCUACCUGGUGGUGCAGAGCCGCAGCCUCCAGGAGAGCAUGGACACCACCUGGUGGAAGAUCAACUUCGAAGACAUCACUUUGGUCAGCACAAGCAAGCAAGACAUCGUGGAAUCGGAGUCUUUGCAGGUUCCCCUGGUCAACGGGAGCUACAGGUCUUCCAGCAAGCAGGUCUCUGGAAACCAGAGCAACGUUCACCAUGAUGUUCACGGCACGGACAGGGUGGAGAUUCCCAUCGGCAUCUACCAGGCGAGUAAACAUAUGUCACACCGCAAUAGGCCAAGCAUACGUGGACUCAUACGUCAACCCGUAAUGGCACUGCCAACAUGUCCUAAUUGUAGAAUGUGUGGUGUGCAGGGGAACCAGGUAGCCCUGAAGUUCCUUGAGAGAACUCACCCACCCGACCUCAAGAGCAAGUCCAUGCUGAAGGAGCUGCAGAUUAUGCGAGAAAUGCUGCAUGAGAACUUGGUGAUCUUCUUCGGUGUCUGCGUGGAGCUGCCCAACGUGUGCAUCGUGACGCAGUACUGUCGCAAAGGGAGCUUGAAGGAUGUGUUGAAGACUUCUGACUUUGAGCUGGACUGGAUGUUCAAGACGUCGUUUGCACACGAUAUCGUUAAUGGCAUGAUAUUCCUGCACAAGAGUCCCAUAAAAUCCCACGGGAACCUCAAGCCGUCCACCUGCCUGCUGGACAGCCGCCUGCAAAUCAAGCUCACCGGCUUCGGCAUCUGGGAGUUCCGCUACGGGAAGAAGGGGAAGACCCUGGACAUCAACAAGCAAGAAGAGCUGUACUGGACAGCGCCCGAGCUCCUCCGGAUGGAGGACUUGCCGGUGAACGGCACCCCCAAGGGGGACGUGUUCAGCUUCGCCAUACUCAUGCGCGAGGUGAUCUACCACGAGGACGAGGGGCCCUACGUCGGCAUUCACCUGGAGCCCAAAGACAUCAUCGACCAGGUGAGGGACGGCAUCGCCGUGCCACCGCUGCGGCCGCUGCUCACGGAGCGCUGCGAGCCGCGCAUCCAGGCUCUCAUCCGGCAGUGCUGGGACGAGUCUGCGGACCGCCGGCCCGACUUCUCGUCCGUGUCGCGCAUGCUGCGCCUGGCGAGCCCUGAAGGGAACAUUCUGGACAACAUGGUGUCCAAGCUGGAGAAGUACGCCAACCACCUGGAGGAAGUCGUGGAUGACCGCACGGCGCAGCUGGAGAGUGAGAAGAAGAAGACGGACCGCCUGCUGUCCAGCCUGCUGCCUGGGAUUGUCGUUGAUCAGCUGAAGGCUGGCAAGACCGUGCAACCCGAGCAGUAUGAGCUCGUCACCAUCUUCUUCUGCGACAUCGUGGGCUUCACGGCCAUGAGCGCCAUCAGCACCCCACUGGAGGUCAUCAACUUGCUCAACGACCUCUACAACCUCCUCGAUGACAUCAUCAAGGAAUACGAUGUCUACAAGGUGGAGACCAUCGGGGACGCGUACAUGGUGGCGAGCGGCCUCCCCGUGCGCAACGGCGUGCGGCACGUGGAGGAGAUCGCCACGAUGUCCCUGCACUUCCUGAGCUCCAUCAUGAACUUUCGCAUCCGCCACCUGCCACAAGAGCAGCUGAAGCUCCGCAUUGGCAUCAACAGCGGACCGGUGGUGGCAGGAGUGGUGGGGAACACCAUGCCCAGGUACUGCCUCUUCGGAGACACCGUCAACGUGGCCUCACGCAUGGAGAGCACCGGCUUCCCGCUGCACAUUCAUGUCUCAGAAGCCACCACAAAUCUGCUGAAGCAGAUCGGGGGCUAUUUUCUGGUGGAGAGAGGAACAAUUAAUUUAAAGGGGAAAGGCAAUCAGUUGACGUACUGGCUGAAGGGAAAGGCUGGUUUCCAGAUGCCUCUUCCUGAAUUCUUCCACACGGGAGAAAUUCUGAAGAACAAGGGCACUGUUGAAAGCAAUCAGAUCACGGAGAACUGGACGGAGGAGUUCGCUAAGGACGUGGCCGCUUUCCGGGCCAAGCAGAGCAUGGGCGCUACGGCGAACCGCAUCCCCCCGCACGGCGCCGCCGGGGACAAGCACGGCCCGAAGGGGCAGCGUCCAUCCCCCGUGACCCAGGCCAGCAGCGUGUGGGCAACGACACAGUAGGGCGUUUUCACGGGGGGACCAAAACUAAAAAGGAGCCGUGCGUUGACACGCGUUCGACUGAGAUGCGAGUUGCGGUGCACGUGGCCAGGUCUCGGGACGGUUUGAGUUGCGCUGCAUAACUAAACAAAAAAAUGUUAGCCACGCAAUUGUUGUGUAUCUGUAAAGUAAUUUAUUGGCCACUGUUUAGGCUCUUUUUAAGCACGAUGUUUUCAGGUGCAGCCAUUGUGAUUUGGUUAAGAGCUGCCUUUAUAGAUUAUAACCCUAGACUGAGCUACGGUCAACUUGACAAGCGUGAAAGUAAAAACACCUGGUGCUUAGCCCUGGCAUCAUAGAAGGCAGCGUUAAGCCUGCAGGCUUAAGUGAUUGCAUUGCUCGGCAGUAAGUAGUAAUGUCUAGAAGUUUCAGACGUGUUUUUUUUUCUGUGUUGGAUUCUGGUAUUUAACCCCCAUGUGCAGUACCCCGAAAAUGAAUGAAGAUUUAAAAAAAAACGUUUGGGUUGAGAGUUGGUAGUUUAUAAAAUAGAAUAAAUAAUACAAAUGUGAUGGGUUUUUUUUCAAGAACAUCUCAUUGAGCCUCCAAAAUAUUAUUGGAAGGAGCUUUUUGUGUAUAGGAGAACCCCCCCCCCCCCACGUAUUUCAGCAGAUAUCAAGGGCUGGGUAGCCCACCGUGGAUAUAGAGUGAUAACAUCGUCUCUUUUGCAUCGCAGAACUGUGAGUGAAAUUGACGGCCAGGGAAGACCAUCGUUCAAUAGUGUAUUAAUUCUGGCUGAUGAUGAUGAUAAUGAGCAAACGUUUGGACAAACAGGUUCAUAAACCUGUUUUCUGUACUGCCAUCUCCUGGACAGCUCACAGCCCAGUAUGUUUGGAAGUUUAACAACGUCUGUAUGAUCUUCCUACCAAAGCCUCCAAGGUACUGGAUGACAAGGCGUACUCCAACAAUUUCCAGUAAAACAUUAUAUUAAUUAGUGAAGUACUAUGUCAGGCUAUAGUACUAGUCACAGCCUGCACUAGAGCUGUGGCCUUUGACUUUGUGUCAGAAAUGUCACAUUCUCAGCACGAUUGUGGAAAUUACGUUGAGGUACUAAGAUUAUAUUUAUUCGUAAAGUGCCUGGAUGGUUAUAGAGCGUGCACAAAUUAUAUAUAAAACACUGGGCUCGAGUUCCCUCUUUGAAAUAUAGGCAAAACAAACCCACAGUGCAAGUGGAUGAUGUUUUCAAGAAAGGGCGCCAUAGGGCAUCAGUGUGUGUGUGUAUGUUGAACUUCUUUCGCACCGCACGUAGCCAACCGUGCUAAUCGGAGGUGCGGGGGAAGGACAACAAGAAAAAAUGUGACUGCCCCUUAAACGGGAAUGCUUCACCCACUUUGAAUUUAGCUGUUGACGCUCGGCUUUUUUUAGAUGUAUGUUGAAUUUCGUUUGCACCGUACGUAGCCACCCCCGCUGGCGGUUUACAAUUGUAGCAAUUGUAUCCGGUUUGCCACUUACCACAUACAUAGCAAACGUAAUAAAUUAAUCAUCCUGGGAAAAGGGACAUUUUAAAAAUGUGACACGGAACUUCGCCCGUGUAUUUUCAGGACGUGUAGUCCGUUUGAGCUUGCUAUGAACAAAAAUGCGCGAGGUCUUGUUUCCUGCUGUGCUCUCCGCUGUCGCUGUGAAUAUAACAGACAGGAGAGGAAACAAUGCGUGAUUAAAGUUCAUACGCAACGAAGCAAUUGUAAAAAUAAAGUUGCAGCAAUCGUAGGCAUAUAAGAAAAAAAACAUAAAAUUGCACAAAUAAUAUUUAGCUCACGUGUGUGCUCAAUGAAAGACCCAACGCAGCUGUUUUGAAAGACCCAACACACACACCAUGGCACAUCCGGAUACCUGAUGCACAAAUGGAAAAUUCAAACUCUCGAGUGGACGACUUGUGGUCAUCCAGAACAGACCGUACAACAUAUAAUGACGCGAUGCCCGAUCCACGAAUAUGAAGGAUACAUCACGGCGAUGCACUCUGCUGCUCCUGAUGCGAUUAUCUGGCUUGAUCACCGGAUGUGAAAUUGUAUUUGUUGCUCUGAGUCUACUUCAGCCGUACGAAUUAAGGAAGAAGCACACAUGUACGAUCAUUGAGGAAUGAUCAGUGGCAAUUUUUUGUUGUUGUUCCUAUGACGUUUCAAAUAUAUUUGAAUAAAUUUACAAAAUCUUUCAUAUUUUAAAUAGUGAAACGAUAAUCUCCUGGAUAUAAAUAUCAACAGCUAUGAAUUCAUUUUAACAGUUCAAUAGAAAUGUAGCCUUCAUGAAAUAAAUAAUAAACAUUGUUCUUGCUUUGGCUUCAGUAUGAAACGUUCUCUCCAAGAUGUUCUUCGAACUGAGAUCCAGUGUUGACACAACAACUUUAAAUACAGCCAAGAGUGAGCCUGUCUGUCUCUUUUGAGUAAGCCGGUGAAAUGCACAUAAUCUCACUCUCAACCACAUUCAAUUCUAAGCUUGCCAUGUGUGUAUAUUGAGCUGGCUUAAUUGGCCAUUAAAUCAAUCCACCUGCACAAUGUUAUCUCAGAAGAGUUACAGAGUGCUUGUAUGAUCAGCUGUCUUUUUUUUACAUUUGAGAAUGAACAAUUUGGCUUUAACAUCGGAGAGGAGAGCCUUGGGAUUUUUUAUAGCCACAAGAAAAUAGACAGUACAGCAGGAUGAAUGUCCCUUGCAGUGGAUAAAACACGUAUAGUUACGCUCACAAGAUGGCAACAGAAAGACGUAGUCGAUAGUUAUUGACCAUUGGAAAUAGAGUUAUGGCUUGCAAGUUCUUGGCCUGCUAGCUGCCCCUUGAUAUUACACCGCAAUCAGCAUCUAUGUCAGGUUUCCAACACGUGAUAAGAAAAUAAAAGAGAACAAUUAGUGAUUCAGUUGUUCUCUUUUAUUUUAUUUUACCUACGUGACUUUACCGAAAAAAACAAAAAGUAUGAACCCUUGCAGUCACGAAAGCUUCAAAUCUAGAACGUGAUAAGAAGCCAUAUUAAUUGCAUGCGUUACUUGCUAAGGUUGACUACAACGAAAUCGCAAGGUCUGUGAUGAUGAAAGUCUAGUUUUUGGAAACAUGAAGUAUCAGACAAAGAGUGAAAGCAUUGCCAACAUCCUGAUAUGCCAUUAUACCAAUGCGACUGGAUGUGUCAAUGUAUCUAGCUGGUCAGCUCGUGGCAAUGCUUUAUUGCACGUAUAACACAGGACAUUUGGCUGAGUAAUCACACGACAUAUAGAUGAAUGUAAGCAGAUGUAAUUCCCUACAAAAGGGUGCUAUAGUAUUCUGGAUUUUCUUUUUUAUAGACUCUUGAAUGCGAGUUAUUUAAUCAUUCUAUGUCAGUUACAUAUUCAUGUUACAUGUGUAUUACCCUUGCAAGGCAUGUCAUUUAUAAUAUAUAAUUAACAUAACUUCGUGACCGCUAAUUAUAGCCUUGGGGGUUUUUUUUGGCCAACAUUUCAAUGAAAAGCCAUCGCAAAGAAUCGCUCUCAGUAGGGACACUGACCGAGAUGCACAGGACGCGGUGUUUUUUGUAGCUGCAGGCUACAUACACACAUAUAAAGCAAUACUUUUAAAGUGUUAUGCUGAGUGGGGAAAAAAAAACAAUGUGUUCCAUUAAUGCCCUCAACAACUAAUAUCCAAAAUAUCCACACACGAAAAAAUGUGUUCUCCUUGUUCUGGAAACUCACCCAAUUAUUUGAUGUUUGAUGCCAUAUCUCAUUGACGUUGUGUUCAUGUCAUUACUGUACUUGCAAACUUAGUUGCAUUCACGCUAACAUUGACAAACUCCACCCACACAAUUACAUUGAUGCGAUUGCAAACCAAAGGGAAUAUAAAUGAUCAGAAAAGUUAGGUGUUUUGCUCUUUAAAUGUACACAUUUUUGAUUUGCCAAGUUGCUCCAUUAAUUGAAAGUCUAUUGAAACCAAUUCAGAUAGGCGUGAUUGGCGGAGAGAGGUGUUAUAGAGAAUCAAGUAAAAUGCAGCACUCGUUAAUACCUCUGAAGCAACAGCCGUGAAAUGCAUUGAGCAACAGAAAAUCGCUUAUACUUAGCAUUGUUACUGUCACCGGCAUAAACACCGACCGCUUUGGUGUUUAAAAAGCAACAUGUUGAAAUAUUACAUAUUGCAAACUGAGGGAAUUUGAUUUCUUUAUUAUAGAUCUUUUAUACUUUCUUUUUUAAUAAAUGAAGGUCAACACUGUCAAGAGAUGCAGGUAUAUCAUUGUACCAAGAUCUUUUGAACAAACGAGUUUAAUAGUCAAGGUUGUUGGUGAUUGUGUGCAUUUACCCGAUGUGUCCAUCUCACCCUGUCAUUGCACAUGUGGCAUUCCAUGUUCCAGAUGUUGAAAUGUAUUAGUAAAUUAAAAACUAGGCAUUGGCUUUAGAUGGUUAAGUUACAAAAAUAGCAUUGGCUCAUUAAAGGCUGGAGUUGCGUGUACACUAAUUGUAUGGCGUAUAACAGGACAUCCUUCCAAAAUUUGCUAGCGCAGGUAAUUAUAAAAUGCAGGUACAGCUACAAUUAGGUCGGCCUUUCAUGCUGACACAACAUCAGGGUCAAGAGUCGUGAAAACGUGUGAGAAUUUAAUAAACAAGACGAUACUUAA
Molecule: messenger RNA, 8913 nt
Organism: Petromyzon marinus (sea lamprey)
Lineage: Eukaryota; Metazoa; Chordata; Hyperoartia; Petromyzontiformes; Petromyzontidae
Source: RefSeq, a predicted model, not a curated record